This is a messenger RNA of Ochlerotatus camptorhynchus, 1485 nucleotides long. RefSeq lists its product as uncharacterized. NCBI's taxonomy places the organism in Eukaryota, Metazoa, Arthropoda, Insecta, Diptera, Culicidae. Gene Ontology annotation, molecular function: nucleic acid binding; zinc ion binding. The transcript is spliced from 2 exons. The record is from RefSeq and is a predicted model, not a curated record. Bases 1 to 1485 code for a protein of 494 amino acids.
AUGUUCGAUCGUUUCAAGGAACUUCUGGAAGAUCGGAAUGGAAGUAAACCCCAGAAGCCAGUACCAGGAAAGUCCACAAGAAUGAGAUCAUUGCUUUCUGCAAAUCCGAGACUGCCUCGUCCGUCUUUUGAGAAAGAUGAUGAAGCACUAGAGUCAAUCCUCGACGGUGGGGACUACAAAGGCGAUAAAGUGGUUGCGAAGGGACCAACACGGCUCCAGAUAGCGUCUCGACAGGUAUUUCCGAGGAGCCUGCCGAUGUUUUAUGGAGCAGCAGAAGAGUGGCCGAUCUUUAUCAGCGCCUACGAGCAGGCAAACCAGUCCUGUGGAUUCACCAACGCAGAGAAUUUGGUCCGUCUACAGAAUGCUCUGAAGGGGAAAGCAUUGGAUACGGUUCGAAAUCGUCUGCUUUUGCCGGAGAACGUGCCGUUGAUCAUCGAGAAGCUGAGGAAGAAAUUUGGGAAUCCGGAGAUCCUGUCAACCAGAUUGGCGACAAAGAUCCAGCAGCUAGAGGGACCAAGCUCGGAGAGUUUGGAGUCGAGUCUAGUUCAGAAGCUGCCGUCGUACUAUGCCAUGGAGUGGGUGGACUACAAGCGACGCGCACAGUCAGUCGACUUGGAAACAUUCGGUGCAUUCAUGGAAGGUCUCGUAGAGAAGGCGUUGGAAGCAACCUUCGAGAAGGCAGAUGCAAAGGAGAAGGGUAAGAUGCGAAAUAGACCACAAACGAAGGCUUUCGUUCACGUCACGGAUGGAGAUAGCGGCCGGUCUGGGAGUGUGAUGUCAGCUGGGAAGAAUUCGUCACCCCAACCCCAGCGCCGAGAGUUGAAGUGUUCCGUGUGCCAAAAGUCUGGGCAUUACGGAAGGAACUGCCAGGAAUUGCUCAAACAGAGUGUUGCAGAGCGGUGGAAAACGGUGACUCGGUUGAACCUCUGUCCACUCUGCCUUUACGACCAUGGACAACGAUCAUGUUGUAAAAGAGUUCGUUGCAAGGUAGAUGGCUGUCCGGAAAACCACAAUGCCCUUCUUCAUGGUGGACCAGCCGGAUACUCGCGAACUCAGGUGCAGUGUAAUAGUCAUCGUCAGUCGAAAUGUGCAGUUCUGUUUAGGAUGGUUCCAGUGACGCUGUACAACGGCAAGAAAAGAGUAGAUACUCUAGCACUCAUCGAUGAAGGAUCUUCGGUUACCAUGGUGGACAGUGAAUUAGUGAGAACGUUGGGUGCCGAUGGACCAGUGGAACCACUGCAGAUGACUUGGACAAACGGCGUACAGCGCACGGAGUAUCAAUCGAAAAAAGUGGUGCUUGAAAUAUCUGCCAAAGACUCGUCGAGUAGAUACUAUCUGCUGGAAGCUCAUACGGUGCACAGGUUAAACCUCCCUGCACAGAAGCUGGAUUCAGCGAAGUUGGUCCAGGAGUUUAAGCACCUUGAAGACAUCGACAUUCCCAGUUACGAGAGAACUACACCUCGAUACACCGCUGGGGAUCGAUAA